ACAGAGGUGUCUGUCUUCUAGAUUUACAGUUCUCUUUUUUUGGAUCCAUCAUUUAACCCCAGUUUCCUGAGACCUCACUUUGUCCUCUGUUUUCCGGGUUUUCUGUCCAGGCCUGUUGUGACUCCAGCUGUAUAGAGCAUGGCUCCUGAAGGGCAUGGCAAGCAAGCAGUCAGCUAAAGGACCAAGCCGUUCCUUACGAAGCUGCACAUUCACAGGCUCUGCCCCCUAGGAGCGGAGGGAGUGGUGAAAGUAUAAAACCCCUUGUGUUCCCUCCAGUCAGACUCUAGACCUACUGGAAACUAUAGAGACACCUGAGUGUUGCCCCACUGGCUAAACUAUCCCAUCACAAUGUUGUCACGACUGUUGAUUGUUCCUUUGAUCUUUGCUUUGGCUGGUCUUGCUAUCUCAGCCCCCGUUAAUGAUGGAACCGAGGCAGACAAUGAUGAGAGAGCUGCCCUCUUGCUAGUGCACCUUAAAGGUGACAAAGAUGGCGGAGGCCUCACAGGCAGCCCGGAUGGAGUCUCCGCAGGGACCACAGAUGGGACUGAUUCCAGUAAAGAGCUAGCAGGAGGUGCAGUGGAUUCCUCACCUGAUACAACAGACACCCCAGAUGCAAGUAGCAGUGAUACAUUCCCAGACACAAACAACAGAGAUACCAGCGUGGAAACUACAGGCAAUCCUGAUGACUCUGAUGCCCCAGAUGCAGCUGAAGCAGCAGGCAGCCAAGAUACAACGGACGCAGCCGAUGCCUCUGAGGCAGUAGCAGAGACCGUAGACAAUUAUGAUAUACCAGAUGGUGCUGAUGACAGGGAGAAGGUGUCAACAGAGGUGUCAUCAGAGGAUUUGGACUCAGCAGGUGUGGAUAAGUCUCCAGAAAGUGACUCCACAGAAUCUCCAGGAAGUGACUCCACAGAGUCUCCAGGAAGUGACUCCACAGAGUCUCCAGGGAGUGACUCCACAGAGUCUCCAGGAAGUGACUCCACAGAUGAAGUGCUAACAGACGUGCAAGCUGACUCUGCUGAUGUGACCAGUGAUGACAUGGAUGAGGCCACAGAGACGGGCAAAGAUGAUGACAAGAGUGACGACAAGAGUGAUACAGAUGCUGCCACAGACAAAGAUGACAGUGAUGAGGAUAAGGACACUGAACUAGAUGGUAAGGCCCGUGCAGAAGACACACAGACAGAGGAAGCGGCAGACAGCGACAGCAAACAAGGCGCUGCAGACUCAGACUCUGACACAGACGAUGACAGGCCGGAGAAAGACGUCAAGAACGACUCAGAUGACAGCAAGGACACCACCGAAGAAGACGACAAACCAGACAAAGAUGAUAAGAAAAACAGAGACAGCGCAGACAACAGCAAUGAUGACAGUGAUGAGGUGAUCCAGGUCCCCAGGGAGGAACCAGAGCAGCAGGAAAUGAACCUGGAGGAGGGAGGAGUGAUUGGCAGCCAGGAGGAGACUGUAGCCGCAGACAUGGAGGAGGGGAGUGAUGUGGGGGACCAGAAGCCCGGCCCUGAAGACAGCAUCGAGGAGGGAAGCCCUGUAGGGAGGCAAGAUUUUGAGCCUCCACAGGAUUCGGAGGAGGAGGAGGCGGAGCUGGAGGCAAAGGAGGAGGAGGAGCUGGAGAAGGAGGCAAAGAAGGAGGAGGAGUUGGAGGAGGCGGAGGCAAAGAAAGAGGAGGAGGAGCUGGAGGAGGCGGAGGAGGAGAGGAAACUAAAAACAACAGAGUCCAAAAGUCAGGAGGACAGUAAGGAGGACAGUAAGGAUGAAAGUGAGGAGGACAGUAAGGAGGACAGUAAGGAUGAAAGUCAGGAGGACAGUAAGGAGGACAGUAAGGAUGAAAGUGAGGCUGAACGAGACUCCAACAGUAAAAAGGACAUUGGGACCAUCGAUGCCCCUGAACCACAAGAGGAUGACAGUGAAGAGGACACUGAUGAUAGCAUGAUGAAAGAGCCCAAAGAUUCUGACGAUGGUGAGUCUGAGAAAGAUGAUAAGGACAAGAAUGAUAUGGACAAAGAAGAUAUGGACAAGGAUGAUAUGGACAAGGAUGAUAUGGACAAGGAUGCCUCUGACUCAGAGGAUGACCAAUCUGAAUCGGAUGCAGAGCCAGGCGCAGAUUCACACACAGAUGUCGAUGAGAUAGAUAGGGAAGAAACAAUGACUCCAGAUUCAGAAGAGAUAAUGAAGUCUGGUGAGAUGGACUCGGUUGUCGAGGCAACUGAAGCCGUUCCAGCUGACAUUCUGGACCAACCAGACCAACAGGAUGACAUGACACAGGGCGCCUCGCAGGCCGCUGAUGCUGCUGCCACCGCCCCGGCAGCCCAGUCUUAGCCCUGUGGGUUGAGCACACAGCACGCUGUGGAUGGAAUCAGACAUUUUGAUAGACCCAUCAUGGUGAAUCUCACAGAAAACUGACAACAAGCAAUAUCAACAAAAACUUUAGUCAAAUGUUGCUCUUAAGUUCCUUAACCCUCUUUUGCCACUCAAAAUGGUGAAGGUGUGUGCAGUGUCUAUGAGGAUAAAAUUAAAUUAUUCUACUUUUUUUGGUGUACAUUACAUUUUUACCCACUUUUUGACUGUAUUGUUGUUUGGGUAGUUGGAUAUUGGAUAAAAUGGUCACUGUCAUAUUAACUAGAAUAUUGAUCAAAUGGUCACUAUGUUCUCUUACAAUGCCCUUGAGAAAACCAGAAGUCUGUUUUUUAAUUCAGUCAUUGUAGGUUUGGUAUGUUUCUGCAGGGUUCCUACUGUUAUCCUCCUGCUUUCAUAUGAUGCAUUGCUGUCUCAGUCCUUGACAGAAAGCUCAAUUGGCACUUUGUCCUUCUAACUGAUAACAGCUGCUACAUUUGAAAAAUAACUCAGACUCACUCACAGCUCAACAUUCGUUUUUUAAAUUAUGAAAAACAUUAGGUCAUUUAUACAAAAUGAAGUGUACAUAAGUUUUAUGGCGCAACAAUGUCUUUGAUAAGGUAUACAAAACAAAUCUAGAGAAAGUACUAAAAAAGUGUGAUCUACAUUGGUCGGAAAGAUUGUAAAAUAACAAUUGUAUAGACAUAAUGAAAAUGUCAUUUGAAUAUGUACACGGGGGGGAAAUCUAAUAAAGACUGAUUUGUCAGCAAGUUUUUGGGGAUAA
This is a messenger RNA of Salmo salar (Atlantic salmon), 3130 nucleotides long. Its product is annotated as otolith matrix protein OMM-64. Lineage: Eukaryota; Metazoa; Chordata; Actinopteri; Salmoniformes; Salmonidae. The record is from RefSeq and is a predicted model, not a curated record.